CUUUCCAAUCUACCAAACUCAUAAUGCGCUUCCUCCCAUUCAGCCUCAACAGGAAGCGAUCAGUGCAUGACAAUGCCCAAGAAGAAAGCGAAAAGAAUGCCACAGCACAGCAUGUCGUUGAUAUGGAUCAAGCCAGCCAUGAUGUAGAUAGCUCAGAUCCCAAUAGCGAGCCAGCCGCCACUGAAAAGCAGGAAGAGAAAAGACGCAGUCGCUGGACAGGUGGAGUCAGCUCAAAGAAUAGACGUCUCGUACGAAUCUUUGGUCAAGUUGGCUUCUGCGCGAAAGGCAUGGUUUAUGGAAUUAUUGGAGUCCUUAUUCUGACAAAUGUCAGUGGCCAAGAAACUCCCAACAACAGCACUGGAAAUGAAAGCCCUCAAGGAGCAUUUCUGCUUCUUGGCGGUAUUCCCGGAAUCGGUAGACCGGUUUUAAUCGUCAUGGCCAUUGGACUUUUGACAUAUAUUAUUUGGAGAAUGUGGGAAGCUGUUACCGGCCAAGGAAGUGACAAGUCAUUUAGUAAAAAGAAGAAUUUCUUCCGCUAUCGACUGUCGCCGUUCGUAUCAGGACUUGUUUAUAUCGCAUAUACCUACUACAUUAUAAAAAUGAUUUUCGAGACACCGGAAGAACAGGCACAAACCGCUUCAAACAACCAGUUUCCUGCAAGUUGGGCGACAACUAAACUCGGAAUGGCUGGCUUAGGCGUCGUAGGCGUUGCUUUCAUCAUUGCCACCAUCACCCAGCUCAUCAAUGGUAUUGGUGGUGGAUUCAUCCGGGAUCUGAAAACAUCUGAGCCAGAUUUUCCUCGCAAGUGGGAAGCCUUGAUAGUCCAUAUCGCCGGUCGCAUUGGAUUUUUAGCUCGUGCUGGUGUCUUUUGCUUAGUUUCAGCGUUCAUGUGGAAGACAUUGAAAGAUCCCAUUCCAAGCGGCAAUGUCAGCGUAGUUGCCAAGAGUAUCAGUACACUGAAUACCAAUGACGGUGGCAAAUUUUUCCUCGUCAUUCUUGGGGUUGGACUGGUAAUAUAUGGCGUCUUUGCCAUUUCCAAUGCUCAUUACAAGUACUUCCCAACUCCUCCUCCAAAUCGUACACCGGAAAGAGACAUUGAAUUGGGAGAGCAUGGCGUUGACCCUGAUCGUGACCCUCAAGGAGCUGAAGAGGAAAUACAAAGAAUGAAGAAGGAAAAGAAGGAACAAAAGAAGGCAGCAUUGAAGGGGUUGAAAUCUGACGAAGACAAUCUAAGACGCACACAGCUCGAAAUGCAGAAAAGUGCGAAAACUAGGUCCAGCCUGGAUCUCUGAUGAUACCCUUUACUGUACAGUUGCUCAUAUUGUAGAGUUAACUACAACAUUUUAAUUCGUUUUAAAUAUCCUUGAAUAAGUAGAUACCGCUAUCAUGUAAAUUUUUUCGUUUGUUAAUUUUUUUUUUAAAAGAAUAAUAGAAUUGUACUGUUAUCGAGGAAAA
Molecule: messenger RNA, 1455 nt
Organism: Umbelopsis ramanniana AG
Lineage: Eukaryota; Fungi; Mucoromycota; Umbelopsidomycetes; Umbelopsidales; Umbelopsidaceae
Exons: 4
Coding region: 24-1292 (422 amino acids)
Source: RefSeq, a predicted model, not a curated record